Messenger RNA from Vespa mandarinia (Asian giant hornet), 3481 nucleotides. It is a transcript of the gene sona, whose product is annotated as sol narae metalloprotease. Gene Ontology annotation, molecular function: metalloendopeptidase activity. NCBI's taxonomy places the organism in Eukaryota, Metazoa, Arthropoda, Insecta, Hymenoptera, Vespidae. Gene Ontology annotation, biological process: membrane protein ectodomain proteolysis. The record is from RefSeq and is a predicted model, not a curated record.
CUUUUCUUUUUUUUUUCUGUCAACCCUCCUCCUCCCCCUUCUUCGUUAAUUUCUCCAUAUACGUUUCUUCGUUUUUUAUUUUGAUUUUUUUCUUUUUCUUUCUUUUCCUUCGAAUUUUCGCCAAUAUCCCCUACAUACGUCCGUAUCAUUACUCUCAUACGUCAUCACUUUCGUUCUCCUUUGCUUUCAUUACUUUUUAUUCCUUUUCUAUUAUUCUCUUAUUUCCCGUUCGUUUUUCGUGACUAUAUAAUAUAUGUAUACACAUAUAUACAUAUAUAUGUGUAAAUACAUAUUAAUCGGUAUAUUGUGAAUUAUUACUCGACUGAGUUUCGGUGUUAAUUUUGAUUGAUUUAAAUCCGUGGGUAUUAAAUUUUGUAUCUGCUAAGAGGACGAAGAUCACUGCUUUUGGAAGUUGAGGAAUCAUUGCGAAAGAAAACAAAUCAGAAGCAAUAUUCACGAUUAGUUGGACAAGAUACAACUGGACGACAUUUGUGUUUAAUUUUUGUGUGCUCAAGUGAUACUUCAAUUUUGGUGGAUGAACAAUUCAAAGGGAGCAAAAGAAAAUAAAUAAAUAAAAUUAAUAAGAUAAAAUAUAUGAAAUAAAAAGGGAGAUUUUUUUGGUCUGGUCAAUUUCUUUUUUUUUUUUUUUGAGCGAGUUUCUUUUUCUAACCAAAAAAUUCGUAUCAAUCGGCCAUUUUGUUUCGUUAAUUUGACCAUUUUGUUUUGCUAAGUCGGCCAUUUUGUUUCGCGAAGUCGGCCAUUUUAUUGAUAUCGCUAAGUGCUGCACAACUUAAUACACGUAUAAACCAGAAGUUCUUCAACGUCGUCAUCGUCAUCAUCGACGAUGUCGCGGAUCUCAAUCAGUGUGACAAUGGAAACAUGAGGACCGUUAAAAAUCUCCAAGCCAAUCGAACCACCUCCGUUCUGAUCGACCAUAAAUGACCGACGUGACGCGGCCAAUCGGGAAUAUUUUCACGCAAAAUGAUUCGCGCCCUUGUCCUUCUCUGCAUGGCCGUUCUACCACUCGUACGAUGCCACAAGAUUCACGAGCAUAUGACAAGGGAGGAGAUGUUAUCGGUGUUUCACACGGGACACGAGUCUGUACCCUCGUAUGAAAUCGUGCCAGUAUUGCACUCGGUGAAUAAAAGAAGUUCUGAAAAAAAAACGGAGAUACAUUUGAAGGCAUUUGGUAGCGAUAUUAAUCUGACAUUGAAACCAACGAGAGGAUUAUUGUCGCCUAAUCAGUUGCCAAUGUGGACCGUAACAAAGAACGAUUCUCAUCCUGAUGGUCUUCGUUACGAGCGCGUAUUGGAAACCGACGCCGAUAUCGGUGACAUCUAUCAAGAUACAAGAAACAUGGCGUCGAUUCUACUGCACCAGGACGCGAAUGGGAAAGUGCUCGUUGAUGGCAACAUCGGUUCGGAACUUGUGAUACGUCCUCUUCCAGAACGUGUUAUCCAAGAUGUCGUCAACAAAAAUAUCAGUCUAAUGAAUUCAAUAUUAUUACCAAAUCUAACGAACGUCUUGAUGAACGAUUUAAAUUAUACGAAUCAUCAUGUUGUUUAUAAAAAAUAUAGUAAACCAAUCGACGACGAGUAUAGCGAUUAUGCGUUAAUGGAGCCCGAUCAUAUUGCCAAAAAAUACAGAACGAAACGUUCAUUGUCGAACAGAUCGAAACGAGAAGCUCCGUACGUUAUUUAUCCAGAAAUUCUUUGUAUCGUUGAUUACGAUGGAUACAGACUUCACGGAGGUGAUAAUGUCCAAAUAAAAAGGUACUUCGUAUCAUUUUGGAAUGGGGUUGAUUUGAGGUAUAAAUUAUUAAAAGGACCAAAAAUACGUAUCAGCAUUGCCGGUAUAAUAAUAUCGAGGGGUAGAGACGCAACGCCAUAUUUGGAAAGAAAUCGCGUUGGAAGGGAUGCCAUUGAUUCGGCAGCUGCUCUUACCGACAUGGGAAAAUAUCUUUUUCGAGAGAGAAGACUUCCUGUAUACGAUAUCGCCGUUGCAGUGACGAAAUUAGAUAUGUGCAGGAGGCAAUACGCGAAUGACGUGUGCAAUAGAGGAACCGCAGGAUUCGCGUAUGUUGGUGGUGCCUGUGUUGUUAACAAACGCUUAGAAAAGGUCAACUCUGUAGCCAUCAUUGAAGACACUGGUGGCUUCAGUGGUAUCAUCGUAGCGGCGCACGAAGUUGGUCACUUGUUAGGUGCAGUACACGAUGGUUCACCACCACCGAGUUAUCUUGGUGGACCUGGUGCUGAGAAAUGUCGUUGGGAGGAUGGUUAUAUCAUGAGCGAUCUUAGACAUACUGAAAAGGGAUUCAAAUGGUCCCACUGCAGUGUCUCGUCCUUCCAUCAUUUUCUAAAUGGCGACACUGCAACGUGUUUGUAUAACGCACCCCACGAAGACGAGGCCUUACCAAGAGUUUUACCAGGCAAAUUACUAUCGUUAGAUGCCCAGUGCCGUAAGGAUCGCGGUACCAGCGCCUGUUUCAAAGACGACAGAGUUUGUGCACAAUUAUUUUGCUUCGACGCUGGAUCCGGUUAUUGCGUUGCAUAUCGUCCAGCAGCUGAGGGUUCACCAUGUGGCGAUGGCCAGUAUUGUCUCAAUGGUAAAUGCGUCGCCGAACAUGAAAAUAUAAUACCUGAUUAUACCCAAAAUAUACCAACUUAUGUACGUCGAGACGGUAGUUUCGGACCACCUGCGAACAACAGGCCAAUAUUUGCACAGUAUAAUAACACCGAUUACAGGUAUCCAUGGGAAGGAACAACAUUUACACCACCAAAAUCGAAAUUUAAAUAUUCCCCAUACAUAACCCCAAAUUUAUUGACGUCAAGUAUUACAACAGCAACAACGACAACAACAACAAUAACAAACGUUAAACGUCAAUAUACACCUACAUCAACGGUAUACAAAUACACGUACACGACUGCCAAUAAUUUGCUUGCCAUUAAUGAUAAAAUUAAAAAUAAUAGUAAUUAUAAUAACAACAACGACAACAACAAUUAUGGAAAAAUCAACAAUGGUGUUAAUCGAACAACUACGACUAGCAAGAAAAACAACAGAUAUAAUUUUAAUUUUCGUUACAACGUCAAUUCUACCCCAAAAGUUGUUAACAAUCCUAAUGACGUGAAUUAUCCGAAAAUUAUACCGUUCAAACGUAAGACCACGUCAACCGUGACGCCAUUUUCUCCGACGACAUUGGCACAUCUUCAAAAUGGCCUCCAAAAUGGCGAACAAAAUGGCGGUCGUGAAACAGAGGGCGAUGAGUGCAUGGACCUAGGGCCCGACUGCUUGGAUCUGAUUGACAGGCUGGGAAUAUGGCUGUGCCAUUUGCAAUCCGUAAAGAGCCGUUGCUGUGCGUCCUUGAAGACUAUCUGCCCUUAAGGAAAAAAAGAAAAAAGGAAAAAGAAAAAAAAUGAGAGAGAAUAGAAAGAAAAAGAGAAUACGAGCAACUCCUUCGGAUAUCUUCGAGGUUAUCUAUCGA